Rhodofomes roseus is the source of this 2001-nucleotide messenger RNA. RefSeq names its product peptidase S28. Gene Ontology annotation, biological process: proteolysis. The record is from RefSeq and is a predicted model, not a curated record. Bases 87 to 1673 code for a protein of 528 amino acids. The transcript has 7 exons. Gene Ontology annotation, molecular function: serine-type exopeptidase activity; dipeptidyl-peptidase activity. Lineage: Eukaryota; Fungi; Basidiomycota; Agaricomycetes; Polyporales; Fomitopsidaceae.
CACGGACGGACGGCCGCUGUGCUCCUCCAGCGGGAUCCACUCACCCUCGAGCUCUCUCCAACCUGAGUCGUCUCGCGUCGGCCAGGAUGACGCCCCUCUGGAUCGCCAGUGUCUUAGCGUGCCUGCUGGCCUCCGUCGCGGGCGCACGCCUCCCGGAUGGGAGGGCCCAUGCGAACAUGCCGCCGCGCCCGAUCGUCCCGGUGCCGCCUGCGGUCCCGGAGGACGCGGUGACGAGCAGGGACGGCACGGCGCUGCCGCCGUACAACACGACGUACUACUUCGACCAGCUGAUCGACCAUAACGACCCGAGCAAGGGAACGUUUGUGCAGCGGUACUGGCACACAUGGGAGUUCUACGAGGAGGGCGGGCCGAUCAUCUUAAUGACACCGGGCGAGGUGAAUGCGGAUGGUUACUACGGCUACCUCACGAACGGCACCAUCAAUGGUCAGAUCGCCCAGCAGCAGAACGGCGCGACGAUCGUGGUCGAGCACCGGUUCUAUGGUUACUCCAACCCGUACAACAACCUCUCCGUAGAGUCCCUCCAGUUGCACACAAUUCAGCAGGCAAUCGAUGAUCUUGUGUACUUCGCGUACAAUGUCGAUUUGCCGAUGCCAGGCGGGGACAGUGUGGAGCCUGGCGAGGCUCCCUGGGUCUUGAUUGGUGGUAGCUACUCGGGUGCGCUGACGAGCUGGACGAUGGUGAACCAACCCGGUGUGUUCUAUGCUGGUUACGCGUCGUCCGCCGUGGUGGAGAGCAUUGUUGACUACUGGGGCUACUUCGAUCCCAUCCGCCAAUACAUGCCGGCCAACUGCUCCGCCGACGUCGAGGCGGUGAUCACCUACAUCGACGAGACUUUCACCAACGGGACCACCGACGAGAUCAACAACAUCAAGGAGCUCUUCAACAUGACCGAGCUCACGCACCUCGACGACUUCGCCGGCGCCCUUCGGAACAACCUGUGGGACUGGCAGUCGCUGCAGCCGGACGAGGGUCCGGGCCAGCAGUUCUUCCAGUUCUGCGACGCGCUGGAGGUCAAGGACGGUGUUAGUGCGGGAUCCGGGGGUUGGGGCGUCGACUAUGCGCUGAACGCUUGGGGGACGUACUGGGCGACGACGUACUACCCACUGAUUUGCGGAGAUUAUGACCCUGUGACGUGCUUGGGAACCUAUGAUCCAACGCAGUCCUACUACACGGAUAUCGAGAUCAAUGAUUCUGGGCGGUCUUGGGAGUGGAUUGUAUGCAACGAAGUCGGCUUCUUCCAAGAUGGUGCACCCGAGGACUGGCCUACCAUCGUCACUCGCCUCGUGCAGCCAAGCUCUGACGAGCGUCAAUGCACGUAUUACUUCCCCGAGCAGUUCCCUAACGGCCCAGUGACGCCCGAUGUCAACGCGACGAACUCAGCGUAUGCUGGGUGGUUCGCGAACGUCACCAAUCUCUUCUUCGCGAACGGACAACGCGAUCCGUGGCGCGAGGCGACCAAAUCUGCGGAUGGGACGAACUUCGAGAGCACGUCGUGGCAGCCGAUUGCAGAGGGCGACGGGUACCACUGCUCGGACCUCUUGACGGAGAACGCGCUGGUGGACGAGACCGUUGCAGAGGUACAGGAACAGGCUCUAGCGUCGAUGAAGGAGUGGCUCGCCGGAUGGGAACCAUCAAGCUCGAGCCGCAAGUAAUCUGCCCACGAGCGGACACGCGCUAUGAACCGAAACAGUCUGUUCUGAGUUGUAUGCAGGUGGUUGCGCGUUCCGCGCGAUGCUGUCUGUGUCUCACGGGACCACUGUUACUGACAGAAGUUGUAUGAUGAAAUUGGCAGUGCUGGGUGCAUCUCUCAUUGUGACUCCCCGGAUAGAGCAGCCUGGUCUGAGGGUUUGGCCCGAGUGAAUAGCGAGCUCUGACAAGAAGGCGCACUGUCGGAGCCACGAAGCCCUUCAAGUAGGCUUCCUAGGUAAUGGUGUUCGCAUUUGGCAGUCGGACUGACGUAGGCGGAGCAGCGUAGGAUCC